GCCCCGGGGCCCAGCAUGGCCGCCGCCAUCUUGCGACGGGCGCGCUCCCGCCGGCGCCGCCCGCCCGCGUCUCCCCGGCGCGCGCACGCCGGCUCUGCUCCCCCUGGCUCCCCGCCCCGCCCCCGCUGGCCCCGCCCCGCUGGCCCCCGCCCACGCGCCUGCGCGUGCUGGCCCCGCCCCGCCCCACCAAUGAGACCCGGCGGGGUGGGCAGGCCGCACCCUCUGACCUCACGAGCCCCGCCCCCAGGCCCACGCGACCGGGCCGCUGCCGGAAGUGGCGGAGCGGGUCGGGACAGGCCGGGGAGCAUGGCGGGCGCGCGGGUUGCGGGGUGUGCGGCGGCGGCGGCGGGAAGGGCGCGGCCCGGGAAGCGGCUGCCAGAGCCGGAGCCGGCGCUGGCGCCGGAGGAGCCCUCUCUCCUCUGUGACCUCCCGACCUCUCCGCUCGGGGAUGGCAGCAAUUCUGGCCUCUCUGACAGUGAGGAGAGUGUGUUCUCAGGCCUGGAAGAUUCCGGCAGUGACAGUAGCGCAGACACCGCAGCUGAGGAAGAGGAUGGGGCCAGCAGUGAUGAGAACCAUGGCGGGACGGAGAAGACCACUGGGCAGCAGGUGCGGUGGGCCGAGACUCCUUCCCCAAGGACAGAGGUGGCUCGAGCGCAGGGCGGCGAUGAGUACGCAGAAGACAGCUCUGAUGAGGAGGAUGUCCGGAACACGGUGGGCAACGUGCCCCUGGAGUGGUACGAUGACUUCCCCCACGUGGGCUACGACCUGGACGGCAGGCGCAUCUAUAAGCCCCUGCGUACCCGUGACGAGCUGGACCAGUUUCUGGACAAGAUGGACGACCCUGACUACUGGCGCAUGGUACAGGACCGGAUGACGGGUCGCGAUGUGCGGCUGACAGACGAGCAGGUGGCCCUAGUGCGGCGGCUGCAGAGGGGCCAGUUUGGGGACAUGAGCUUUGACCCGUAUGAGCCGUCUGUGGACUUCUUCAGUGGGAACCUCAUGAUCCACCCGGUGACCAACCGACCUGCCGACAAGCGCAGCUUCAUCCCAUCCCUGGUGGAGAAGGAGAAGGUCUCUCGCAUGGUGCACGCCAUCAAGAUGGGCUGGAUCCAGCCUCGCCGGCCCCGGCACCCCACCCCCACCUUCUACGACCUGUGGGCCCAGGAGGACCCCAAUGCUGUGCUGGGGCGUCAUAAGAUGCACGUGCCUGCUCCCAAGCUGGCCCUGCCUGGCCACGCCGAGUCCUACAACCCACCUCCUGAGUACCUGCCCAGCGAGGAGGAGCGCCUGGCGUGGGAGCAGCAGGAGCCGGCUGAGAGAAAGCUCAACUUCCUGCCCCGCAAGUUCCCGAGCCUGCGGGCGGUGCCUGCCUACAGCCGCUUCAUCCAGGAGCGCUUCGAGCGCUGCCUCGAUCUCUACUUGUGCCCGCGGCAGCGCAAGAUGAGGGUGAACGUGGACCCUGAAGACCUCAUCCCCAAGCUGCCCCGGCCACGGGACCUGCAGCCUUUCCCCACAUGCCAGGCCCUGGUUUACAGGGGUCACAGUGAUCUUGUCCGCUGCCUUAGCGUCUCCCCGGGGGGCCAGUGGCUGGCUUCAGGCUCCGAUGACGGCUCAGUGCGCCUCUGGGAGGUGGCCACAGCCCGCUGCAUGAGGACCGUGCCUGUGGGGGGCGUGGUGAGGAGCGUGGCCUGGAACCCCAACCCUACUAUCUGCCUGGUAGCCGUGGCAGUGGAGGACACAGUCCUGCUGCUGAACCCGUCCCUGGGGGACCGGCUGGUGGUGGGCAGCACAGACCAGCUGCUGAGUGGCUUUACCCCACCUGAGGAGCCUGCCCUGCAGCCCACCCACUGGCUGGAAGCCUCAGAGGAGGAGCGCCAGGAGGGCCUGCGGCUGCGCAUCCGCCAUGGCAAGCCAGUGACGCAGGUGACCUGGCACGGGCGUGGGGACUACAUGGCUGUGGUGCUGGCCACCCCGGGCCAUACCCAGGUGCUGAUCCACCAGCUGAGCCGGCGCCGUAGCCAGAGCCCCUUCCGCCGCAGCCACGGACAGGUGCAGUGUGUGGCCUUCCACCCUGUGCGGCCCUUUCUGCUCGUGGCCUCCCAGCGCAGCGUCCGCCUCUACCACCUGCUGCGCCAGGAGCUCACCAAGAAGCUGAUGCCGAACUGCAAGUGGGUGUCCAGCCUGGCAGUGCACCCCGCAGGUGACAACGUCAUCUGUGGCAGCUACGACAGCAAGCUAGUGUGGUUUGACCUGGACCUUUCCACCCAGCCAUACAGGGUGCUGAGGCACCACAAGAAGGCCCUGCGGGCUGUGGCCUUCCACCCCAGGUACCCACUCUUCGCGUCCGGCUCCGACGAUGGCAGCGUCAUUGUCUGCCACGGGAUGGUGUACAAUGACCUGCUGCAGAACCCGCUGCUGGUGCCCGUGAAGGUGCUGAGGGGGCACACGCUGGCCCGAGACCUGGGCGUGCUGGACGUGGCCUUCCACCCCACCCAGCCGUGGGUCUUCUCCUCGGGUGCCGACAGCACCAUCCGCCUCUUCACCUAGGCUGCCCUGCCCUGCUUCCCCUGGGGCCGGGGAGGGAAGGGGCCAGGGUGUGCGUGUGCUCGGGACCCUCAAUAGAGGCAUUUGUCCCCACUGA
This is a messenger RNA of Diceros bicornis minor, 2641 nucleotides long. RefSeq names its product BOP1 ribosomal biogenesis factor (gene BOP1). Gene Ontology annotation, cellular component: PeBoW complex; preribosome, large subunit precursor. Gene Ontology annotation, biological process: maturation of LSU-rRNA from tricistronic rRNA transcript (SSU-rRNA, 5.8S rRNA, LSU-rRNA); ribosome biogenesis. The transcript has 16 exons. NCBI's taxonomy places the organism in Eukaryota, Metazoa, Chordata, Mammalia, Perissodactyla, Rhinocerotidae. The coding region runs from base 16 to 2547 and encodes 843 amino acids. The record is from RefSeq and is a predicted model, not a curated record. Gene Ontology annotation, molecular function: protein binding; ribonucleoprotein complex binding.